This is a messenger RNA of Canis lupus familiaris (dog), 1050 nucleotides long. RefSeq names its product MAS related GPR family member D (gene MRGPRD). NCBI's taxonomy places the organism in Eukaryota, Metazoa, Chordata, Mammalia, Carnivora, Canidae. Gene Ontology annotation, cellular component: membrane. The coding region runs from base 1 to 1050 and encodes 349 amino acids. The record is from RefSeq and is a predicted model, not a curated record. Gene Ontology annotation, molecular function: G protein-coupled receptor activity. The transcript has a single exon. Gene Ontology annotation, biological process: G protein-coupled receptor signaling pathway.
AUGAGCCAGACUCUGAACGGCAGCCAGAUCCUGAAGCCCACCCCAUAUAGCCCCAUGCUGGAUGCCCCAUACAGCCCCACGAGGGAAGUCCUACAUGGCAUUGUGGUGGGCAGAGAAUACCACCCCACUUUGGACUCCUCAGACAGCCCCAAGGCUCAAGUGGUGCUGAGCAUCCUGGCCAUGUUCACCUGCGUGUGUGGCAUUAUGGGGAACAGCCUGGUGAUCUGGCUGCUGACCUGCCGGAUGCAGAGGACCCCCUUCUGCACGUACAUCCUCCACCUGGCCGUGGCUGACCUCCUCUUCCUCCUCUGCACGGCCAUCACCAUCUGUCUAGAAGACAGCCUGCUGGCCUAUGAGGUGAUGCAGAGAAUGAAGUACUUUGCCUACACAGUGAGCCUGGGUCUGCUGACGGCCAUCAGCACGCAGCGCUGCCUGUCUGUCCUCUUCCCCAUCUGGUACAAGUGUCACCAGCCCCAGCACCUGUCAGCCGUGGUGUGUGCCGUGCUCUGGGCCGUGUUCCUGCUGAUGAACAUGCUGGCCUCGUUCUUCUGCAGCAAGUUCUGGCAUUUCAAGAAUGAGCAGUGCUUCAUAGUGGACUCCACCUUCAGCACCCUCAUUAUGGGGGUCUUCACCCCAGUGAUGACCGCAUCCAGCGUGACCCUCUUCGUGCUGGUGCGGAGGAGCUCACGGCAGUGGCAGCGGCAGCGCCAGCCCACGCGACUGUACGUGGUCACCCUGGCCUCCGUCCUGGUGUUCCUCAUCUGCGCCCUGCCCCUCGGCAUCAGCUGGUUCCUCUUCUACUGGCUGCUCCUGCCCCUGGAGCUGAAGUCUCUGUUCCAUCACAUGGCGACCUUCUCCUCAGCCGUGAGCAGCAGUGCCAACCCCAUCAUCUACUUCGUGGUGGGCAGCCGGGGCCGCCGGGGCCUGCAGGAGCCCCUGGGGACCGUGCUGCAAAGGGCGCUGAGGGAGGAGCCGGAGCUGGAGGAGAGGGAGACGCUCUCCACGGGCACUGGCACCGGCACCGGCACCGGCACCGAGGAGGGGGCCUGA